GUAUUGUUACUUUCCCUGGAUGGGUGACUCGAGCAGUUCGUCCGCUGCUUUCUCCAUAGGCAAAACUGAGCUUCCUUCCAAAGAGAGUGUGAGAUAUUUUAUCAUAAGUUACCAGAGAAAGAGCUUGGCAGGCCAUACAGGGAACCGGUGGCGUUGGAGUGGUAGAUAUAGCUGUGCUGCAGAAACAAUACGAUAAUGAGUGGAGGCCGAAACCUACAGUAUAUUCCCCAGGCUGUGCCGAAGUUUCUUCAGCAGUUCAAGCAGCAGACAGGUUACAAAGAGGGACCAACGGUACAGGAUAAAUUCGCAGGCGACCAGCCAUGUGUGGAUUCCGAUCAUGAGAAGAGUGAUGACGAGGGACCUGUCGUAGUUGUGCUGAAGCCGGGCGACUUGACGAAAGCAGAAGCCGAGAAAAUCAUGGGCAAAAAGAGGAAAAUAGGAGAUGACAGUGAGGAUGAUGACGACGACAGCGGCAAGGUAAAGUUUCGGCAACCAAAGAAGAAGACGAAAGACAAGGAGAAUGGCAGUGGCUCGGAGCCAGAGACAAAGGCGGCCACUGAAGAGAGCAAGAAUGAGAAGCCUUCCAAGAAGAAGAAAAAGAAACGCCCGCCCAAUGGUCCCAAGAAUCUAAGCCUCUUGUCGUUCGACGAAGGCGAAGACAGAUAGGGAAUAUUCUAGUAGACUACAGCGAUGGAAUGGAGCGUGUGGGUUAUUUAUUGUCUACUCUGUAUCAGCUACUACCUAUCUGGAAUAUUUAAAAAACCACUUUCUACCAUAAAAAGUUGAACAAUUCAUACCACGAAAAGUAAAUGUCAUAAAACUAGGUACAUGAUUGUAUUGCUUGGUGUGUGCAGGCACACACACACAUUACUACUCUACUUCUUUACUGUUGAGCUGGAUUUUAAUGCUUUUAGCCAUUCUCAUGUAGAUAGCAUACGCACGCAUGCACACACACGCACGCACACACGCACGCACGCACACACACACACACACACACACACGGUGCAAACAGCACAUGCUUAUAAUUUUAUAAAGCAUGUCACUGCAUGUCAUGCUAAUUCUACGUGUCACAAUGACAUUGAAGUCCCAUCUGAAUACCCAUACCGGUAUUUUCUUGAUGUUCACGUUGUACAUAUUAUAUAUACUGGAGAGAAGGUUGAGACGAUGGAUUGCCUGUGUCAAGCUGUUUUGAUUGUUUCACGUCAUGCAAUGAAUUUGUCAGUAUGGUACAUGUGUACUGACUUUUCCAGUGCAAAUUGUACAUGCACUUCCCUUU
Messenger RNA from Sycon ciliatum, 1276 nucleotides. RefSeq lists its product as uncharacterized. Bases 196 to 666 code for a protein of 156 amino acids. The transcript has 2 exons. Lineage: Eukaryota; Metazoa; Porifera; Calcarea; Leucosolenida; Sycettidae. The record is from RefSeq and is a predicted model, not a curated record.